UAAAUUGGCAACCGCAAUUCACCUUAGUUCACCUUCCUUCUGGUUUCUCCUUUCCCAGGAAACUCAAAAAACCCCGAGUCCGGAUCUUUACAAAACCCCCCACACUUUUCCCCUUCACAUUCCAGAUUCAAAUAAGCCGACUCGAAUUAGAAACAAGAAAUAAAAAAAGAGAACAACGAAAGGAAAGCAAAAAAUCUCUUUGAAUAGGGGGCCGUUCCUCUCUCUGAAAUCUGAACAUAAUCGGAUUGCGUAGCUUCCGUGUCUUUGCUUGAGUCAGCCUCUCUGCAUCGGUCCUUUUUUUUCUUUCUCAUGGCGGAUCGUGGAUCGUACGGAUUGGGUCCUCGAUUAGAUAUAGGGCAACUACAAUUAGAAGCCCAACAUCGAUGGUUGAGACCUGCUGAAAUCAGUGAAAUUCUUCGCAAUAAUCAGAAAUUCCAUAUCUCUCCAGAGCCUCCAAACAUGCCACCAAGUGGUUCUCUUUUUCUUUUCGAUAGGAAGGUUUUAAGAUACUUUAGAAAGGAUGGUCAUAAUUGGAGGAAGAAAAAGGAUGGAAAAACUGUCAAGGAAGCUCAUGAAAAGCUGAAGGUUGGAAGUGUUGAUGUACUUCAUUGCUACUAUGCACAUGGUGAAGAGAAUGAGAACUUUCAAAGGCGCUGUUAUUGGAUGCUUGAGCAGGAGCUAAUGCAUAUCGUUUUCGUUCACUACUUGGAAGUCAAGGGUAACAGGAUGAAUGGCAGUCCUUUGAAUUUUAGCUUUCAGCAAAAUCAUAGCCAAGAGCCUUCAGGAAGCACAGAUUCAACAAGCCAAACCAGCACUCUAUUAUCAUUAUGUGAAGAUGCUGAUUCAAAGGACAUCCACAAAGCAAGUUCCAGAUGCCACUCAUCUCCCGAAUUGCUUCAAAUGCAGAAAAGUACUAUGAUGGACACUAUAAAUGCUGGCCUCAAACACUCUUCUGCUAUGCAUCCUAGCUCAGGCUGUGGCGCACGUCAUGUGGAUGGACCUAAAAAUAAUGAUGGUGGUACUCAAAUAAUGGAGUCUCCAAAUUUAGCUUCUUGGGAGGAUAUUUUUGAGCAGUGUACAAAGGAAUAUGAUAAUCUACCUUCUCAUGUAACUGUGUCUUCUAACCAACCUGCUACCAUGGGAGCCACGCUUGAAGGAGAAGAAGUGUUCUUAGGAGAGCUUUUGGCAGGGGGGACUGCUGUUAGAUCUAUGCCUAGCGAAUCCAGCUGGCAGAUUCCAUUUGAAAACAGUUCCAUGCAUUUUCCUGGACACUCCAUGGACUCACCAUCGAAUUUGGAGCUGGGAUAUGAUUUCGAUACCAGUAUCUUUGAACAAGGAGGACCAAAUCUUGCAAGUAUGCGGAAUCUGUUGGAGCCAUUUCAUAAUUGCAGUGCUCAGGAGAAUGAACAGGCUCUUCGAAGGCAGCUUGUAGAUGCAGAAGCGGUUGUAACAAAAUCAAAUUCCAAGAACAAUAUGCCCCUGGAGGGAAACAUCAACUAUUCUUUAAUUGUAAAACAAUCAUUAUUAGAUGGAGAAGAAGGCUUGAAAAAGCUUGACAGUUUCUCUCGAUGGGUUGAUAAAGAACUUGUGGAGGUUGAUGAUUUGCAGAUGCAGUCCUCAUCUGGCAUUACUUGGAGCACUGUUGAAUGUGGAGAUGUAGUAGUUGACGAGUCCUCACUUAGUCCCUCUCUCUCCCAGGACCAGCUUUUUAGCAUUGCUGAUUUUUCACCAAAGUGGACCUUUACAGAUUCGAAAUCUGAGGUUCUUAUCACUGGAACGUUUUUGAGGGGUCAAGAGGUGGCUGAAUAUAACUGGUCAUGCAUGUUUGGUGAAGUGGAGGUUCCAGCUGAGGUUCUGGGAGAUGGUAUUCUUUGUUGCCAUGCUCCUCCUCAUAAAGAUGGGCGAGUUCCUUUGUAUGUGACCUGUUCCAACAGGUUUGCUUGUAGUGAGGUGCGAGAAUUUGAUUACCGUUUGGGCUCUUCUAAAGAUGUUGAUAUCAAGGAUAUAUAUAGCGGAAGCACAUAUGAAAUGCUUCUUCACAUGCGACUUGUGAGGUUACUAUCUCUUAGAUAUUCUAGCUCUCCAAAUAAUCUAUUUGAAGAUGCAAGGGAGAAGCAAAACUUAAUUGGCAGAAUUAUGUUAUUAAGGGAUCAAGAGGAAUGUUACCCCAUGGUAGAACCAGUAUCGCAGAAUGAUUUGUCUCAACACAAAGUGAAAGAGCAUCUCUUUCAGGGGCUGGUGAAAGAGAGGUUGUACUCGUGGCUCUUCCAUAAAGUAAUUGAAGGUGGUAAAGGGCCAAGUGUAUUAGAUGGUGAUGGACAAGGUGUAUUGCAUUUAGCAGCUGCUCUUGGUUAUGAUUGGGCCAUAAAACCGAGUGUAACUUCUGGAGUUAGUAUCAAUUUCCGUGAUGUGAAUGGAUGGACUGCACUCCAUUGGGCUGCCUUCUGUGGCAGAGAGCAGACGGUUGCUGCCCUUAUUUCUCUCGGUGCGGCACCUGGAGCAUUGACAGAUCCGUCUCCAGAAUUUCCUUUGGCCAGAACACCUGCAGACCUUGCUUCUUGCAAUGGGCACAAAGGGAUUUCAGGUUUUCUUGCUGAGGUUUCGUUGACCAGCUACUUUUCAUCCCUUACUAUGAAGGAUCCCAAAGAAGAUGGUGCACAGGAGGUCUCAGGAACAAAAGCUGUGCAAACUGUUGCAGAGCGGACAGCAACUCCUGUUAACUAUGGUGAUGUCCCUGAUGUAUUGUCACUGAAGGAUUCACUUACAGCUGUCUGUAAUGCCACCCAAGCAGCUAAUCGCAUACAUCAAGUAUUUAGGUUGCAAUCGUUCCAGCGGAAACAAAUAACUGAGUAUGAGGAUCAUGAAUUUGGUCUGUCAGAUGAGCUUGCUCUUUCAGUUGUAGCUGCGAAGUCACGAAAGCCUGAAGGUAUGGAUCAUUCUGCUGCAAUACACAUCCAAAAGAAGUUUCGUGGUUGGAAGAAGAGAAAAGAAUUCCUGAUAAUCCGGCAAAGAAUUGUAAAAAUUCAGGCCCAUGUGAGGGGACACCGAGUAAGGAAACAGUAUAGAGCAAUUACCUGGUCAGUUGGAAUUCUGGAGAAGGUGAUAUUGCGCUGGAGGCGGAAAGCGAGUGGUUUGCGGGGAUUUCGACGAGAUGCAUUUCCUGAUCCACCUUGCUUGUCCUCGAAAGAGGAUGAUUAUGAUUUUCUCAAGGAAGGAAGAAAACAAACUGAGGAAAGGUUACACAAAGCACUCAACAGGGUGAAGUCCAUGGUUCAGUAUCCCGAGGGACGAGCUCAAUACCGCAGGCUGCUGACUGUAGUAGAAGGGUUCCGUGAAUCAAAGGUUUCUGAUAUGGUAUUGACGAAUUCUGAAGGAACAGGGGAUGAUGAAGACGACCUUAUCAAUAUUGAUUCACUUUUGGACGAUGACAAUUUCAUGUCUAGCAUUUGAUCACUGAUUUGCUCCAUGUACAUAGGUGGUUACUUCAUUUCAGCAUUAUGAAGAGCCUAACUUCAUUUUGUCUAUAUAUAUAUAUAUAUAUAUAUAUAUAUAUAUAUAUAUGAUAUUUCUAAUCAAUGAAGCAAAUGUUCCAUGAUAGAAUUGAAGGGUUGCAGGGGCGUCAAAUGCUAGUUGUACACUUUGCUAGAAUCGACUGAUUUAAAUUAUGUAAAGUCUUUAGUUUUGGUCCGCACAUUAUGUGGCGUAUAAGUUAUAUAAUAGUUAUUUAUUUAAUGUGAGUUGAUGGCUUGUUGUAUAAUUACUUAAAAUCAAAGAAAUGGAGGAAUAGCAGCAAUUAUUGUGAA
Messenger RNA from Tripterygium wilfordii, 3803 nucleotides. Its product is annotated as calmodulin-binding transcription activator 2-like. Gene Ontology annotation, cellular component: nucleus. Bases 310 to 3450 code for a protein of 1046 amino acids. The record is from RefSeq and is a predicted model, not a curated record. Gene Ontology annotation, molecular function: protein binding; transcription coregulator activity; double-stranded DNA binding. Gene Ontology annotation, biological process: regulation of transcription by RNA polymerase II. The transcript is spliced from 13 exons. NCBI's taxonomy places the organism in Eukaryota, Viridiplantae, Streptophyta, Magnoliopsida, Celastrales, Celastraceae.